This is a messenger RNA of Bombus pascuorum, 6141 nucleotides long. RefSeq lists its product as uncharacterized. The transcript has 7 exons. Lineage: Eukaryota; Metazoa; Arthropoda; Insecta; Hymenoptera; Apidae. The record is from RefSeq and is a predicted model, not a curated record. Bases 1054 to 5850 code for a protein of 1598 amino acids.
CACAAUACAUAUGAAGGCGUAUCAUUAUACACGUUGCGUUUGUUUGGAAGCAAUCGCGAGUCACGACUUACAGACAGUGACGAAUAUUGGACUCCUCGGGAAAGAAACAGUCGAUCGAUGGCCGUGUGUUCAAAAAGGUCCGAUCUAACCGUUAUUUGUCGGUGAGUAUCUUUAAAGUGGUGAACGGGUUCCAUUGUGAUAAAAACAGCAAGUGUGCUCUCUUACGUUAAGUCUUGGUAUUAGUGGCCCUGAGCGACUUAUACCGCAAGUUCUGUGUGAGUUAAUUACCAAAGUAGUGUAUUCGUGGAAUGAGAUACGAAUUAUAUUAAGCGUGGUGUACAUGUAAAUCGGUUGAUCGAUAUCACGAACUCGAUACUUUUGCUCAUUUCACAUUGCAAAAACUUCUAUUCUACGCCGUGGUUCCACGUAUAUGUAUAUACGAAUCGCGGUUUUCGUUCCCGGAUCAUGCUUAUAUUACGUAUAAAAUUGCAUUCCCAACAAGACCUAACCUCUUUCUAAGAAAUAUCGCGGCCACUCGGAGCAACGUUAUCGAUUCGGAAUACGUUGAUUCUGAUCACGUCGGCGAAACAAAACGAACGAACUCGCCAGAACAUUUAUUGGUUUCUCCGGUAUCGAACUGCGAGUUGUAAUUGUCCGACAACUGUUAUAUCUCCUUUAAGCGGCAAAUGACCUUCAAACGAGUAAAGCUCUUUAAGACCUUUUCUGGCGUGUGAGGUAGUCUGAACCGACAACAUCGAUUAUCUACAAGCUAUCAGUGAGCUUCAUAGAAAAACUGUCGCAACCAAAAUGUCGUCCAAAAUAGUUACGAACGAGAAAGUGAUUUUACGAAAGAAAAAAUGUGAAACGAAAACAAAUGAAUCGAAUGCGAUAACAUGACAAGUAAUGAUGUAGUAUACAGUGGCGUAGUGGAUAUUUAGAGGAGAAAGUCAUUAUAAGCCGAAGCAAAUAUCGACUGUAAAUAUCGAUUGUAUGUCACCGUGUGUACAAUGUGUCAAUGUGUGAAGUGUGUAUUUGAGGUUAGAUCACCCAUUGAUGGACCACGUGCGGCUAUGUGUGCAUGGCGCGAACUUUAAGAAGGAUACCAAAAAGGAAAUGGUUAAAAACAAUGGAAGACUAAAAUUGAACAAUGAUGAAUCAAAACCAUCAAUUAUUGAGCUGUUUCCUUGGAUCCUAGAGUUUAAGAAAAUGUGCAGGUGUAUACAUACAGAAAAAAGUAUGGCAUCUUUAACAGAACUUAUGCAAUUUUAUGUGAGAAAUGUAAGUGUCAGUGUAAAUGAAUGUUACACAAGGCCUUUAAGAGCAGCAAAAUUAAAGGAUUCUAUUAGUGAGACUUUAAUGUUGUUCUUAUAUAUUUAUCGUGAACUUUCUGAGGAUCAUGAUAGGUUCAGUUAUUUAAAUAAUAUGUCCGACUUAUUAGCGCUCUAUAUAGAUAUGGAACUAAAAGCAUCUAGGAAAAGCAGAGAAAAUCAUGAUAAAAUUUGUGCAAGGAUUACUUCUUGCCUUUAUGUUUAUUUAGAACAUUCCAUGGAACAUUUAUUAGAUACUUUAAUCAAGGUACAACUGAUGUGUUGCAGUUAUCAUCAUAUUUUAGAUCCAAUUAUAACGAAAAUAAUAAAAAAUAUUCCCAUUCACCCAGAAUCAAGUAUUAUGUAUAUUCGUUACUUCUUUAUUUAUCGUUUGUGGAGAAAAAUAAAUGAAAAUGUGGCUGUAAAAGAUCAAAUAACAGCUGCUGCAAUUGCAUCUCUGGGGCCAUUGCCAUCUACAUUCUCAUCAAGUAUAUUAGAAGAUGUAUUGCCAAAAGUGCCAAAGAGUCAACCAAAUUCUACGAAAGCUCUAUUGCAGCAUAAAUUUGAUAUAAAAAAACAUUGUGAAAUGUUUGCACAAUAUUGCAGAAAAAGCAAUGGAAGUGUAUACAAGGACGGAAUUAUAACUCCCAUUGAUUCGUCCAGUAGAAUUAAUUCGAAAAUGUCGGAAGAUAUGGUUAAGAAAGAUGUAGAAUAUGUAGAUAAUAACGUGAAUUCAAUUAUAUCAGAUAAAAAUAAAAAAAAUGAAUCUAUUUCUUUGCUAAAUACUUUUAAAACUUUAAAUUUGGAAGAACAAACUAGUUUUAAAUGUUUAGGUACUUUUUCGAAUAAUAUUUCUACGGAGCAUGUUAAUUCUAAAACAAUUAAAUCAAAUAAAAAUCGUUUGCGGAGGAAAUGUAAAAAGUCCAAUGAGAUUGUAAUUAUCGAUUUAACUAAUGAUAUAGUGCUUGAGAAAUGUAUAAAGAAAAGGAAGUCUAGAAAAUUACCAUGGUUAGAAGAAGCGAAAAAGAAUAUCGAUUUGAAGAUAGUAAAAGCAUCACACAGGAAGAAAAGGCAGGAACAUGUCGGGCUUACUACACAUCCAUCAAAUACCUCACGAAAUAUUAGUCAUCGAUCGGAAGAUUCCUCUCAAUCGGUAUGUGCCACGAAAAGUCUCAGUGAAAAAAACGAAUCUAAUACAUGCCGAACGAUUGUCCUUAAAAAUGAUGAGAAUAAGAUGGAAAUCGACAAGGAGUUAAUAACUUGUACAGAAAGUAUAAGAAAAUCGAUUGGUACGGAAGUCAAUACUAAAGAAGUAAAUAUUAAAGCGUCUACAAUGAUGAGUAAAACAGUUCUAACCGAGAUACUCCCGCUAACGAAGCAAGUAUCAAAAAUUUCAAACAGCGUUGUUAAUGGUAAUUGUUUAAGUAAUGCAGAUAUUUCGAAUAUACAGAGCGACGAGAAGGAGAAUGAUAGUUUUAAUAAACAAACUGUGAUCAAGCGAUUGACAGAAACAGACGUUUUCUCAGAGCCUGAAACACGCGAAAAAGUUGAAAGUUUUAAAAAAGUCUGUGAUCUAGAAACAGAAUGCCCAGGUGUAAAUAAUACCACAAUUUGUACUCAGUAUAAUUCCAAAGAUAACGCUGAUAGUUCUAAUCGUUCUAAUUUUAAUGUAAUUAAUGACGAGGUAACUGAAAGGAUAACAUUGUCGGAAAACUUAGAGCUCGAAAGGAAUAAUCAAAAUGUCUCGAGCGAUAAAAUGUUAAAUAAUACUUGUUUCAGUGAAAGUGUUUGUAAAUCUGACUACUCUAACAGGACUGUUAGACGCGAGGAAUUAAUUACGCCGCAAAAUAAUGAUAGAAAUGAAACAAUCUCUACUGGAAGAAUCCAGAAAGUUGAAGCUUCUCCUGUUAAAAAUGUAUUAGAUUAUGAGGAGAAGCAAGAAUCAUCAGGUAUACUUGUCGAAAUUUCGACAAUGCAAGAGAAGUUUGAAUCACGAAUGGAAUCGAAAUCAUCAAAGUGUGUAAACAGAGCGAAAGAUGAAUUCUGCACGCGGCCAGAAUUAGAAAUCUGUAGUUAUGACGAAAUAAACGAGAAUAUAAGAGAAAAUAAAUCAAGCAUCGAUAAUAUUAGAGAAUCUAUUUUCGAAUCUUAUUCUACGGAUAAGAAAGAUAUUUCUAAUACAAUUAAUGCAACGUGCCCGAAUGAAAAUAUUGAAAAUAAUGAAAAUAAUGAAAAUUCUUGUAUCGAUACAAACUUUAAGAAGCCUGUAGGGGACAAGUGCGAUAAUAAUAUUGGCAAAUAUGUUAAUAAGGAAGAUGUUCCUUGCAAAUCUGACAAAGUUUCAUCAGAAAUCACGUCAAAGGAGUGUAAUAAUUUAUAUAAAGUAACAGAAGGAAAAAAUGCGUGUACCGUUGCCAAAAAUAAAUAUAUCGUUCAAGAUUCUGAAUUACAAGACAAUAUCGAUGGUCUGUCGUUGUUGGCGAGUGUUUCACAGCAUAUACCACAUUUAAAGCCUGAAUCCGAUGUAAAAUGCGACCAAAUAAAAGUAAAAGAUUACGCAUCUUUGAGGUAUGCGUGUUACAAUCAAAUCACCGAUGACGAGACUGAUACAAAUGAUUCGUCAAAUACCGUUUCCCUAUUACUUGAAAAUCCAUCCGCAGAAAUAAUCAAUAGAAUCGUUGGCAUUUAUCCCGAGGACACCAUAGAUAAAGUCGAGCUUCGAGUAGAAGUAACAUCUAACGAAGCAGAGAGUGGAAACGGUGAUAGCGAGUUGUGUAAAGUCAUCUCUCAUCCGGAAACAAGCAUAAAUUACGACACGGACGCGCUGACGCAUAAUUUCGCCCCCAUUGAGAAUAAUGCGCAAACCGUGAAAGAGAAUACAAACGUAAUACUAAACGGGGAAACCAUAGUUUUGUUGCAAAAGUCUCCUAACAGUAAUCUGUAUAUUAUAAACAAAGCAGUUGAAAAUUCGGAGGAUCACACUAGCGACGAAGAGAUCAAUAGGUUAAAAGAGAAAAAUUGGAUAUCUCCAACUGAAGACUGUGCACAAUUCGAAGCUGCAACUUCUCUGGACUAUGCAUCGUGUAAUUUGGAAUUAACUUCGUACAACAAGGAAUUAUCGUAUCAAGAGAACAAGUGUUCCGUAGAAGGGAUCAAGAUUGAACCGGAAGAUAAGAAUUUUGCAGACACGAAAGCAUAUUCAAAGAAAACACCGCUAUCGACUGACAUGCUUUCUGUUAAUUCGCAAAUGUAUCAGGAGGUAAACCUAAUGAGCAAAUCGAUGGAUAAGCGGAAAUCAAAAUCGAAUCUCACCUAUCGACAAAAUAUCAAGCAAGAGUUCAAUAUCCCUAAUCACAUCGCGCCGAACUGCACGAUCCCGGCAUUCAAUGGAAUUCACUCACAUCCACACGAAGUUAAUGCUCAACAUCCCUUACAUAUAUCUGCCACUCAUCCAACUACCUUACCACCGAUCUAUGGAAAUUGUGCAGGCAAUGGGGAAUUAUGCGUACCAUAUCAUAAACAUUGCACCUCAGUAUCGUGUAGUUUGCAAAUUAAUGCUAACACUUCCCUUCAUUCGCACGCGAAAUCGGGUAGUUCAUGUGGAAGAUCGCAUUGCUCCUGUUUAAAUUGCACCUACGAUAUCGUCGCGCAUUGCAGACAGUGUAUACAUCCAGCGACGGAUACUCACGUGUCUUGUAUCGAAAGUAGUCCGUAUUUUUUGCCAACGCAUUCGUCAGUACAAAGCCCUGCCGUCCAAGAGCAUGACAGAGCAAAGAAUGAAGUCGUUAUAGAAAAAUUAUACGACGAUCAAUUAUUGUGUAAAAUAGAGAACAACCUUUUGCAAAAUAAGUCAUUGGAAAAACUGGGAGUACAGUGCGAUUCAGAAAAAGGAGUGUUUAAAAAAGAUGCGGAGAAUAAGUUGCCUUUAAAGAAAAGGCUGAAGGCGCAUGCUAUGGCAUAUGCGGGGACACCUAUAAAAACUGAAAAAAUAGACAAUUAUCCAGCUAUGCCUAUGAUGUCUAUAGCUGCUUUAGAAGCGUUGGACAAUACACGGAAAAGGUCUGAUCAAAUCGUUAAAUCCGAAUACGAACUGUCUCUUACGAAAAAGCAGGAACUGCAUGCUGACUAUCACUGCAAUUCACAUUUGAUAAGAAGAAAUUAUUACAAAGAUGUACAGGAUACCGAAUCACAUCAGAAUCUCGCGAACGAAAAUGCAAGAAAGAUCGAGUGUCAAUUUCGAUCGACAAAUGAUCAAACUAAUAAUACUAUAUAUCAAGAAUCUUGCCUUCAGAGGACAGUUAAAACAUUCGCGCAACAGGAAGAGGUGAAUCUAUUAGACGUGACGUCGAUAAAGCGAUUUGAGAUAGAAACGAUAGAGCAAGAAGGAACGUAUAAAAGGGUAAAGAAAACACAGUCGCCUCUACGGCAAACAAGAAGCUCAAAAAGAAACGUUCCUAAAGUAAAUUAUUCUUACACCGAUGUUGAUCCAGAGUGGAAUCCGUCCGGUGAGUCAAAACGCAAACGUAAAAAGACUAGUCGAUGAUCGAUACCACCUCAUUAUGGAAAUUCAUUACUGUAAGAAAUUUUUCUGAGAUUUAAAUAAUUAAGUGUACAUUACUCCUAUAAGACUGUGGCAUCAUAAACUUGUAAAUGUUGUAUAAAUGAGAAGAUAAAUUAUCCUGGGAAGAUAUUUACAUACCGGCGAAGUGUAUAGUACAAUGUUCGAAGAUCAAUAUUAGCGUAAUUUUUUUAAAUUUUUAAGCAGCAUCAUGGAAGAUAUUUACAUUUUGUAGAUUGUACGUAUAUUUUGUCGGACACACACAGUUUCAUACUA